AUGUCAAAAUCUAGGAUUACAUAUUACUACCAAAAAUUAAUCACUUAAAGGCAACUAUUGAUAUUAAGAAUUAAAUAUUUAAAUUAGUUCAAUAUUUUAUCAGUUUUAAUUAACGCUACAAAAUUAUACAUGUCAUUAGCAAUUAGUAGUUCAUAUUUAAAAGUGCAAACACAAAAAGUUUUAUCAUAACUAUUUGCAUUUAUAUUAUUUUCGAUUGGGUGCAAAUAAGGCAUCUUUAUGUCAAAUGUUUAUAUUGAUAUUAGUGGAUACGUAAAAUGGAGAUCCACAUCCAUAAAAAAUUAGUAAUAAUCCUGA
Molecule: messenger RNA, 315 nt
Organism: Paramecium octaurelia
Lineage: Eukaryota; Ciliophora; Oligohymenophorea; Peniculida; Parameciidae
Source: the annotation of a GenBank genome assembly